Molecule: messenger RNA, 1521 nt
Organism: Aplosporella prunicola CBS 121167
Lineage: Eukaryota; Fungi; Ascomycota; Dothideomycetes; Botryosphaeriales; Aplosporellaceae
Exons: 1
Coding region: 1-1521 (506 amino acids)
Molecular function (GO): ATP binding; nucleic acid binding; RNA helicase activity
Source: RefSeq, a predicted model, not a curated record
AUGCCGGCAAUCAAGAAGAGGAAGAUUAGCAACGACUCCCACAAGCCCGCCGCCGCGCGCAGCGGUGCCAGCAACGUGCGCCCCGCGAAGAAGCACGCCGUCGAGAAACGCAAGCCGGCGAAGAAGGCCGUAGAAGAAGCGACUUCGGACGGCGAGAGCAGCGACGAGGCGGAGGAAGAGAAGGAGGAGGAGGAGGAAUCGGCACAAGAGGAGGAGGCGGCGGCGGGAGAGCAGCAGCGCAAGACAUUCCGCGACCUAGGCAUCAUCCCCGAGCUAUGCGACAGCUGCGAGCAGCUGGGCUUCAAGCACGCGACGCCCAUCCAAGCGGAAGCGAUACCGCUGGCGCUACAAGGGCGGGACCUGAUCGGGCUGGCCGAGACAGGGUCAGGCAAGACAGCCGCGUUCGCGCUGCCCAUCCUGCAAGACCUGAUGGAGAAGCAGCAGAAGCUAUUCGGGCUGAUACUGGCGCCGACGCGCGAGCUGGCCUACCAAAUCUCGCAGCAGUUCGAAGCGCUGGGCAGCCUCAUCGGCGUCAAGUGCGCCGUCCUCGUCGGCGGCAUGGAUAUGACACCGCAGCAGAUCGCGCUGGGCAAGAACCCGCACAUUGUGGUGGCGACGCCGGGCCGGCUGCUCGACCACCUCGAGAACACAAAGGGCUUCUCGCUGCGCGCGCUGCGCUACCUCGUCAUGGACGAGGCGGACCGGCUGCUCGACCUGGACUUCGGGCCCAUCCUGGAUAAGAUCCUAAAAGUCCUGCCCAAAGAGGGCCGCAAAACCUACCUGUUCUCGGCGACCAUGAGCUCCAAAGUCGAGAGCCUCCAGCGCGCCAGUCUGAGCAACCCCCUCCGCGUCGCCAUCUCCUCGUCCUCGCACCAGACCGUCUCGACGCUGCUGCAGAACUACAUCUUCAUCCCGCACAAGCACAAGGACCUGUACCUCGUGCACCUGCUGUCGGACAUGCUCGGCCACCCCACCAUCAUCUUCACCCGCACCGUCAACGAAACCCAGCGCAUCGCGAUCCUGCUGCGGACGCUGGGCUUCGGCGCCAUCCCCUUGCACGGGCAGCUGUCGCAGUCGGCGCGCCUCGGCGCGCUCAACAAGUUCAAAGCCAAAGCGCGGGACAUACUGGUGGCGACCGACGUCGCCGCCCGCGGCCUCGACAUCCCGUCCGUCAGCUACGUGGUGAACUUCGACCUGCCGCCGGACAGCAAGACGUACGUGCACCGGGUGGGCCGCACGGCGCGCGCGGGCAAGUCGGGCAAGGCCAUCUCGCUCGUCACCCAGUACGACGUCGAGAUUUGGCUGCGGAUCGAGACGGCCCUUGGCAAGAAGCUGGCCGAGGAACUGGUCCAGAAGGACGAGGUCAUGGUCCUGAGUGAGCGCGUGGGCGAGGCCCAGCGUGUUGCUGUGAGGGAGAUGAAGGAUUUGCAUGAGGGCAGGGGCAAGAAGGGCAGUGUGUUGCGUGGCAGGCGGGGAGCUGGUAAGCGCGGCCGUGAUGAUAUGGAUCGUGAGGAGGGCUAG